Messenger RNA from Scedosporium apiospermum, 2199 nucleotides. Its product is annotated as XPG domain-containing protein. The transcript has 6 exons. Gene Ontology annotation, molecular function: 5'-flap endonuclease activity; 5'-3' DNA exonuclease activity. Lineage: Eukaryota; Fungi; Ascomycota; Sordariomycetes; Microascales; Microascaceae. Gene Ontology annotation, biological process: mismatch repair; DNA double-strand break processing; DNA recombination. The record is from RefSeq and is a predicted model, not a curated record. Gene Ontology annotation, cellular component: nucleus. The coding region runs from base 1 to 2199 and encodes 732 amino acids.
AUGCCCACUCUCGUUGAAGACUCCUGGAUCUCAACCCAGGCGACGACCCACGGGCUUGACACCAUAAGUGGCUGCUCAAUUGCUAUCAGCGCGACGUAUUACCUUCACCGCUUCCUUGACAACCCUCCCUUCCAUGAGCCCCUCCUCCCCGCCCUCGGCGGCCUGACCGGCAUCGAAGCGCACCUUACCCGAGACCUCGACAAGUUCAAGGAGAAUGGCGUCGUCCCUUUUUUCAUCUUCGAUGGCCAGGGCAUGGUGGGCCAAGCUGAGACGACCGUGAAGCGGGGCCGCCUAGCCAACAUCAAGACGAAUGAGGCUUGGGACCAGUACUUUGCCGGUAGGGCGGAGGAUGCUGUGAACUCCUUCGGUAGCAAUGCGGGAGCUUUCCGCGUGCAGUCUCUCUACCCGCUGCUCAUGAGGCUCUUGAAUGAGAGGGAGUACCACUUCCUCGUGGCUCCUUUCAGUGCUGCUGGUCAGAUUGCGUACUUCGAGACGAUCGACUCCGACCAAGUUGGCGGCAUCAUGGGUUCCAAUGAACUCCUGCUCUACCCGAUUCAUGACUGCAUCAUCAAGUCUAUAAACUGGGAGAAGAAAGAAGUCACGGCGAUCUCCAAGAAGGGGCUGAUUAAGACUCUAAACGUCACGGAGGCCAUGUUCAUUGACGCACUACUUAUGUCUGGCACCCCCUUCCUUUCGACAUUCCCUCCUCUGCAAGACUCGACGAUUACGACGCGCCAGCCCUUCAUUAUCGCCGAUGCCAUAAACAUCCUGCGGACGUCCGAUAAGGUUGUAGCUAACGCCUGCGCUUCGUUUAAUGACAUCCUACAAGCUAGGGACAAGGAUUGGCUCGACAAGUACCAAAAGGCAAGGCUGGCUGUGAACCAUUACAUCUACAUUGCGGAAAACGGCGAGGUCAAGGUCAACGACUAUGAGCACCUCACAGGAGACAAUCACGAGUACCUCGGACUCCAAUUACCGGCGGAACUUUUCUACUACAUCAACAAGGGCCUCAUCAGCGCACGAUUCUGCAGCUGGAUAGCACACAGUCAAAUCGUCGUGCUACCGACCCUGGAUGGUGUUUCGUCUCCCGAAUACAGAAAGCUCGUUAGCAGCCAACUCGUCCCAAUCCGAGAACAGGCGUUAGCUCUCGUCAUCCCGAGGCUUCAUCGUGGCCUUCAACAUAAGGAGAUCACGAUGAAGGCGUGGUACGACGAGAAGUUUCUGUACAAGACCAAUUUUCGGUCGAUCCAGCCGCCACCUGACCAGGUCGUCAAUACGUGGUUCGCCAAGCCCGAGGAGAUUGAAAAAUUCCCCCCGCCGGCCCAGUCGUCGUCGCUCAUCACGUUCGAGGUGUUAUCGCUUGCAAACCAGGACUUUGUCAAGCAAACCUUCAACAAGGAAAGGUUGAUCAAGGGCCUAGACAACAAGCGGACGAUCGCUUCGGUUGCCGUCUGGCGGUUCCUCCAUCUAAGGGGCUAUGUAGAUGACGACCAUUCAUGGACAAGAUGGGGUACUGCCCUGGCGAGCUCGCUCCUCGCCAUCAGGGAAACGGAGAAGCAGCUUGGGGACAAGGUGUCGCUUGCAGAGGCCGUUCUCAUGGCUUUCGAGCUUAUCCGCUAUGAUUUGUUGAACGGCAAGAAUAAGCACGAGGAGCUUCACGGCCUCCCUCUUAAGGGCUCGGAGGACGACAAGACGAGCCUCUUGCUUAUCAGCCGAUGCGCAACAUUGUUGAAGUUGCGCCAUCAGACGAAUGGCUACACGGGUCCGCUCAACAAGAAUCUGCUUGCAUUCCGCUCGCUGUCGGCGACCGUGAGAGAGGCGAACCGAGACCUCGUCGAGGCGAUUGUGGCGUCGAUGUUUAUCAACGGCCAGUCGAAGAGGGACCGCGACGACUUCCUCGAGAUCGGGCAGAGCCUUCCCUUCCUAACAGAUCCUGACAUUGCGCUCGGCAUCGCCGUCAAGACAUUCCUGGAUGACGACAAUGUCAACGACUCGCGCGAGCACCGGGCAAAGAGAGUUGCCGAGUUCCCGGAGACGUAUGUUCCCUUUGCAACUCACUUUGUAGACGACAUGAGGACGUGCUAUGGCUUUGUCAAUGCUCUAUGCACGGGAGUGAGCACGCUCGACAAGGAGGUUGCGGCUGCCGACAAGUUCGUGUGGCAGAGGGCCGGUGAGUAUCUGGCGGCGCGCCCCUUUUAA